AUGGAACUUCUCUUGAAAGGGAAAGAAACGGUCAGCAGGAAAGAAAAGAACAUCAGAAUCCAGGUGAAACUCGAGAAGCCGACCGGAAGACAUCACACCACAAUCAAUUUUGCUGAACUUCUAGCUCAAUUGGAGCCACAUUCGGAUGAUGAAGAGUCCUCGGACGAUGACUCAAUUGUAAGAUUUUACUUUAUACCGAUUUUUUGAUGUUACACAUGGUCAUCCAAUUCGAAAAGUUUGAGAAUUUUUAUAAGAUCUUUGUUGGAGGAUGUGCAGAGUGGCUUAAUAUGAUAUUUCAGGGCUCAGGAGAAGCCCCGGACCCAAGCCAAAUGCUGGAUUUGGAGGAUUUGAUGGCCAAAGGAGCUGGCUAUGAUAUGGACGAUGAAUUCAUCGAUGAUUCGGCUGCAGUAAGCUUUUUUAUAAUGAAUAAUAAGAUUAAAACUGCCUAAUAUAGCAUGUUUUAUUUUAAACUUUAAAAAUUUUUUUAUUACUCAUGGACUCAAAAGUAAUUUUUUAGGUUAAAAAAGCUGUGCAACACCAGAAAACCCCGAUUUACAGUGGCUUCUUCGUCCAUAAAGGCCCAAUCCCACUGAAAGACGCGCCCCCACCAGUGGUUGAAUCGCCGAAAAAGAAGAGUAAAGCAACCAAGCCAUCAAGUCCGAAACAGAAGUUACGAUUCAAAUUUACCAACUUCACUCUGCCCGAAGACUCAGAAACGACUAAUAAAGCCAAUGGAAAUGAUAAAAAUAUGGCUAUUCCAUCGACUUCAACUCAAAAACCGGCCAUAAAGAAGACUCCAAAGAAGCCGGUUCUAGGCGCCAAGGAUAAUAUUCCAACUCAAAAUAUGAGCCCAAGAACCACUCAAACAGCCCCAGGAACCCCUCAGGAAAGCAACAAUGACCCAAACACCCCUGUGAAUAUUCGGAGGCAGAAAUCGAGCAAGGAAAAGGAGUUGAAACACAAGUCCAAAACUGCUCCAUCAACUCCACAACAAACUUCGGGCGCCUCAACUCCAAAUAGAGAACCCAGAAGACUCGGAAUGCCCCCAACUCUCAAACCCAACCCUAUCAGCUUCUCACAAGUGUCGGAGAGCUCAGAAUCCGGCCCCGAUCAAGAUCCACCAGUCAGAAGAAUGGUCGGACUACCUCCGAUUGCGAGGAAAAGGAAAUAA
This is a messenger RNA of Bursaphelenchus xylophilus (pine wood nematode), 1171 nucleotides long. Lineage: Eukaryota; Metazoa; Nematoda; Chromadorea; Rhabditida; Aphelenchoididae. The record is from the annotation of a GenBank genome assembly.